AUGGAGAGAAUGCUUUAUGAAGCUGCAAUGGAAGGGAGUGUGGCUUCCUUGCAGCAGCUGCUUCAACAAGAUAGAUUGAUUCUCGAUAGAGUUAUUGUAGAUUGCAUCACAGAAACUCCUCUACAUGUAGCAGCAAUGCUUGGGCACACAGAUUUUGUGAAAGAGAUAUUAUGCCUAAAGCCUGAACUUGCCAGAGAGCUGGAUUCUCGAGGAUUUUCGCCUCUUCACUUGGCUUCUGCAAAAGGGUAUACUGAAGUAGUCAAAGCUUUUCUACUGGUUGACCCUGAUAUGUGUUUUGCUUGUGACAGAUAUGGGAGAAACCCUCUUCAUCUUGCUGCCAUGAAAGGCCGCUUUGAUGUGCUGAAAGAGUUGGUUAGAGCCAGGCCCCAUGCAGCUCGGGCCAGGGCGGAAAGGGGUGAGACCAUAUUGCAUCUAUGCGUGAAACAAAAUCAGCUGGAGGCUCUGAAGUUUUUGGUGGAGACAAUGGAUGAUCACAAUGACUUAGUCAAUACUAGGGAUAACAAUGGCUUCACCAUCCUGCACUUAGCGGUUGCUGAUAAACAGAUCGAGACUGUAAACUAUUUGCUCAGCAAUACUAGAGUCGAAGUAAAUGCUCUAAACACAAGUGGGCUCACAGCACUGGACAUUUUAGUACAUGGUCUCAGAGAUGUGGGUGACUUGGACAUUGGAGAGGCCUUUCGAGGCACUGGAGCCAUGAGAGCAAUGAACACUCAUUUGCCCAAUCAUCAUCCCCAAGUUCUGCAGCUAACCUCAGAAGGUGAUCGCAGUAUGAAAAGCAAAGGUAAAGAGCACUGGCUGACAAGGAAGCGGGAUGCAUUAAUGGUGGUGGCCUCGCUCAUUGCUACAAUGGCGUUUCAAGCUGCAGUGAACCCUCCUGGAGGUGCGUGGCAAGACAACUCAACGCAGAAUUCCCAGGAUACACAAGCUGGAAAAUCGCAUGCAGCAGGGAAAGCUAUCAUGGCGGACAGCAACGAGGAAUACUACCGUCUCUACCUCAGUUACAACACAACGGGUUUCAUAUCAUCAUUGAGCAUAAUCCUGAUGCUUAUCACCGGACUACCUUUCACACACCGCCUUUUCAUGUGGAUGCUGACUGUGGUUGUGUGGGUGGCCAUCACAUCCAUGGCCCUCACUUACAGAACUGCAAUGACCUUUCUCACACCAGACAGUGCAGAGGCAGCAGUGACUAAUAUAAUAGUAGUCGGAGUUGCAGUGUGGUGUGGUGUGAUGGCUCUUGUUCUAGUGGGGCACACGAUUCGCUUAUUGGUAGCUUCAAUUAGAAAGUUGGGAAAACUUUGUUGGAGAGAAAGAAGACUGCAGUCAAGUUUAGUGUAUGCAAACCACACCAACAUAUCAUUUUGA
Vitis vinifera (wine grape) is the source of this 1383-nucleotide messenger RNA. RefSeq names its product ankyrin repeat-containing protein BDA1. NCBI's taxonomy places the organism in Eukaryota, Viridiplantae, Streptophyta, Magnoliopsida, Vitales, Vitaceae. The transcript is spliced from 2 exons. The record is from RefSeq and is a predicted model, not a curated record. Gene Ontology annotation, molecular function: protein binding. Bases 1 to 1383 code for a protein of 460 amino acids.